CCCCCUCUACCCCCGAUAGCAGAGGGUUGGAAAGAGGCACGAUAGGGGUGGUCUAUUCAGCCCUCGUCCACUAGUUCCAUCAAGCCCCGUAAGGCGCAAUGUUGGCGCAGGGACGAUGCAGUAACAUCCGUGUUCGGGUUUGGGUUUGUCACCCCCGUCGACUUGGACACCAACCCUCAAGACUGCCUCCGUUAUAAAGUAAAUUCAUCAGAGAGAAAAAACUGAAUAAUCCCUCAUAAACUGAAGACCAAAGCGAGAAAAAAAAAUAUAUUGAAAAAAAAAACGGAUUAAGAAGUGUCAGUAGGUGUCAGUGGUACAAGUGAAGUCAAAAGAUAUCUCCAGAGAGUGAUGAAAAAAUUUAUUGGAUUAACCAGCAGUUGAGGAAUAGGAGAUGUAACUUCCGAGAUAAAUUGAAUUGGGAAAAAAAAAAAAAUAGUAAUAAUUCAAGUGCUGUGCAUUAAAUGUAAAAUUCUCACACCCCCUCCACCGCCACCAGCAUCCCCUCCCCGGCGAAGGAAGUGUCUGGGCUUCGACGUAAAAGUGAAAGAAUAGAGUUUACAAAAAAAAAAAAUUGCCCAGUGACAACACGAUACAAUGAUUAUUCACGACAAUGGAAAAUGUUAACGCAGAGUAAAUUUUAUGCACUAUUUAUUCACUACACAUUUGUGUAGUAUGAUUGGGGGCGGGUCCUUGUGGCUGCGGUGAAGGUGCUUUCUACUGGAUUUCUAAAUGGAUUUAGGGGUGAUAAGGGGUGAAGAGAGAGGGGGCCUCAUUGGCGAAUACAGAUUCAGUUUAGUGUUAAGUUGCUCAGUGAGGAUCAACUGUGUUUUUAAUUAAAAUGUAUCAGGGGGUUUGAAGAAGGGGGGGGAUAAUGACGUAUGGGAAUAACAAAAUGUGUGGAUCAAGUAAAUAAUCCGUUGUUCUGUUGAUACGUAAGGUCAAAGGGAUUAUGACUCCAGUACCCGCCCCAUCAGUGCCUAUUUUCCCCGUGUGUUGUUUUUUUUUUUUCACUUUUUUCAAUUCGCUGAUAUGAUCUAUUUGUGAUUUAAUGGGACUUGUACAUAUGAUUAGGUGAGGAUUGACACAACGCAUUGACAGGGGUGUAAUUUCGAGGACAAACGGCUAUGAUAAUCAAGAUAGAGGAUUGAGAAUACUCAUCGCUUCAUGUAUACGUAUAUGAAAUUGGAAUUAACAAGAAAAUGUUCACCGGGGGGACAAGAAUGUCCCCCGGGGUAUUACAUGCAAAUGCCCUUUCUUAAUAAAUUGUGUCCCAAGUCGGACAUGAAAUAUCUUGGUACACGUUGGACUGGCCCCAACAUACCACGCACUGCCGCAGCGCGUACAUUACUGAUCGUCGCUAUUUCACCAAAUAACAAGAAUUACGGGUGUUACGAAUAUAAUAUUAAAACGAGAGUUAUAAAUGAUAAAUGGACAGAGGUGAAAAGACGGAGUGGUACGAGCGGCAACUACACACGUGAUAAAAUAACGUGGAGAAAAUUGGUGAUAAAGCCGCACUUAUCCGUCCGAUCCUACAACAAUUAUUUGUACACACAAGCCCAUUCAAAAUUCAAGUAUCACAUUGGCAGUGAUAUACGAUUAUAUCGAUUGAAAUUAAACAACUUUCAUCAGCAAUUUAAUUGUACAUCAUCUGGAAAACACAGACGUCAUUUCAGGAAGUGUUAGCACCUACCGCAAGGAAGGUGCCUUGGUUGCGCGCAGCGUAGACAAUGUCCGACGAUUAUUCCUCCUUAUCAGAAGAACGAAGUUUGUUCCGUCCGUUCACGCGGGAAUCCCUGGCUGCUAUCGAGACUCGCAUUGCCGAAGAACUUGCCAAGCAGAAGGAGCUUGAAGCUAAAAGAGCACAAGGCGAGGGUGGUUAUGGACGGAAGAAAAAGAAAAAAGAAACCCGUUAUGACGACGAAGACGAGGAUGAGGGUCCACAGCCAGAUCCGAUGUUUGAACAAGGGGCGCCAAUUCCAGUCCGACUGCACAACGAAUUUCCCCCUGAGCUGGCCUCCACGCCCCUUGAAGACAUCGAUACCUUUUAUCAUAAUCAAAGGACGUUCGUGGUCAUCAGCAAGGGGAAGGACAUAUUCAGAUUCUCGGCGACGGAUGCGCUAUGGUUCCUCGAUCCAUUCAAUCCAAUACGACGGGUGGCCAUUUAUAUCCUGGUCCACCCGCUCUUUUCCCUAUUCAUCAUCACCACUAUUUUGGUUAACUGCAUACUCAUGAUUAUGCCAACCACGCCCACCAUCGAGUCAACCGAAGUGUUAUUUACGGGCAUCUACACAUUUGAGUCCGCCGUUAAGGUGAUGGCGAGGGGUUUCAUUCUGCAGCCUUUUACCUAUCUUAGAGAUGCAUGGAAUUGGCUCGACUUCGUAGUUAUAGCUUUAGCUUAUGUGACGAUGGGCAUAGAUCUAGGCAACCUUGCCGCUCUCAGGACAUUUCGAGUCCUCCGAGCCUUGAAGACUGUCGCUAUUGUACCAGGUCUCAAAACCAUUGUCGGCGCUGUGAUAGAGUCAGUUAAAAAUCUGCGCGAUGUGAUAAUCUUAACAAUGUUCUCCCUGUCCGUCUUUGCGUUGAUGGGCCUCCAGAUUUACAUGGGGGUUUUGACGCAAAAGUGUAUAAAGAAUUUUCCGGAGGACGGAUCCUGGGGCAAUCUUACCGGUGAAAAUUGGGAGAGAUUCAACAAAAAUUCAACAAAUUGGUACGUCGAUGACAAUGGGAACAUGCCGUUAUGUGGAAAUUCCUCCGGUGCAGGAAUGUGUGCACCCGGUUAUAUAUGUUUGCAAGGAUACGGUGGUAAUCCAAACUACGGAUACACGAGUUUCGAUACAUUUGGCUGGGCCCUCUUGUCUGCCUUUCGGUUGAUGACUCAGGAUUACUGGGAGAAUCUCUAUCAACUUGUAUUGAGAUCAGCUGGACCAUGGCACAUGCUGUUCUUCAUUGUUAUCAUAUUCCUUGGUUCAUUCUAUCUAGUGAAUUUGAUUCUCGCUAUUGUCGCCAUGUCGUACGAUGAGUUGCAGAAAAAAGCAGAAGAGGAAGAGGCAGCUGAAGAAGAAGCCAUAAGAGAAGCCGAGGAGGCGGCAUUGGCACGAGAGAACAAGAUAGCGGCGCAGGCUGCCGCAAGAGAAGCUGCAGCUGCUCAAGCUGCUGCUGAUGCCAUUGUCAAGUCACCAUCGGACUUUUCGUGCCACAGUUACGAACUAUUUGUUGGCCAGGAGAAGGGUAAUGAUGACAACAAUAAGGAGAGAAUGAGCAUACGCUCGGUGGAAUCAAUAAGCGAAUAUCGAGUCAGGCCCAUCAACAACAAUCACAGCGCCGCAGCCAAAGUUCGUAAAGUCAGCGCUGUCUCUCGCGCCCUUAACGGCCAGUUUACAUGUGCCUACCGGGAAAAUCUGAGGAAGGCAAGCCUUAGCCUGCCAGGCUCACCAUUCAAUCUCCGAAGAGGUAGUCGUGGAAGCCAUCAAUUUACCAUUCGCAAUGGCCGGGGUAGAUUCGUUGGUUCAUCUGGUGGCGAUAGAAAGCCACUUGUACUGUCUACAUACCUAGAUGCCCAAGAACACUUGCCUUAUGCAGACGAUUCAAAUGCUGUCACACCAAUGUCCGAGGAAAAUGGAACGAUCGUUAUACCGGUCCAUUAUCCAAGUCUUGGAUCACGUCAUUCGUCCUAUACGUCACAUGCCUCAAGAUUAUCAUAUACGUCCCAUGGCGAUCUGUUGAGCGGUAUCGCCAAUGCUGGUAAACAAAUGACCAAGGAGAGCAGACUUCGGAGUAGAUCUGCUAGACAGGGCAAUGGUCACACACCCGAGCCAAUGCAGAAUCAGAAGCUACAGCAUCAUCAUGAUGUGGAAAUGGAAGAUCCAUUGGGUAAGAACAAACAGCAAGACAACCCAUUUAUCGAGUCUUCUCAGCCACACGCCGUUGUCGACAUGAAAGAUGUUAUGGUCCUGAAUGAUAUUAUUGAACAAGCCGCUGGGCGGCAGAGCAGAGCAUCAGAACAAGGAGUUUCCACUUAUUACUUUCCGACAGACGACGACGAAGAAGGUCCAACAUUGAAGGAGAAAUUGAUAUCAGGGUUUUUCCAAGGAAUCGAUAUGUUUUGUGACUGGAAGUGCUGUGGGCCAUGGAUCAAAUUUCAGGAUUUUGUUGCAAUGAUUGUCUUCGAUCCAUUUGUAGAAUUGUUCAUUACACUGUGCAUCGUAGUUAAUACUCUGUUCAUGGCACUUGAUCACCAUAAUAUGGAUCCGGAGAUGGAGAGAAUACUUAAAUCUGGAAAUUACUUUUUUACCGCAACAUUUGGCAUCGAAGCUGCCAUGAAACUUAUUGCUAUGAGUCCAAAAUUUUAUUUCCAAGAGGGAUGGAAUAUUUUUGAUUUUAUUAUCGUUGCACUUUCGCUACUGGAGUUGGGCCUCGAGGGAGUUCAAGGACUUUCUGUACUGCGUUCAUUCAGAUUGUUGAGAGUGUUCAAAUUAGCUAAAUCAUGGCCAACGCUAAAUCUGUUGAUAUCAAUCAUGGGAAGAACUGUGGGUGCAUUGGGUAACCUGACAUUUGUGCUGUGCAUUAUUAUAUUCAUAUUUGCCGUUAUGGGAAUGCAAUUGUUUGGUAAAAAUUAUACGGACAAUGUUGAUCGAUUUCCCGACGGAGAUUUACCGAGAUGGAAUUUCACGGAUUUCAUGCACUCAUUUAUGAUCGUAUUUCGAGUGUUGUGCGGUGAGUGGAUCGAGUCCAUGUGGGAUUGUAUGCUGGUUGGUGAUGUCUCCUGUAUUCCGUUCUUUUUGGCUACUGUCGUCAUCGGAAAUUUGGUCGUCCUCAAUCUCUUCUUGGCGUUGCUCUUGAGCAACUUCGGUUCAUCGAAUCUGUCAGCACCAACUGCCGACAAUGACACGAAUAAAAUAACCGAGGCAAUUGACAGGAUAGCACGUUUUAUAGCAUGGGUCAAACGUAACGUACGGAAUGUGUUCAAAAUGAUGCGGGCCAAAUUCACCAAUCAGAUAUCCGAUCAGGCGCCAGGUGAGGGACCGUCCAACAGUUGGAAAGAAGUUGUCCUAUAUUAUUUUUCGACCAUGAAAAAUGGUAACCCGGAUGGGUUAGAGAUCAUGUGUAAAUGCGCAGAUGGAAUUGAUCGUGACUGCAGUCGGGAUCUUGCUGAUGGUGAACUGGAUGGAUACAGAGAUAAGAAAAGUGCUAAAGAGUUCAAUAAUCAGCUGGAAGUUGCUAUUGGCGAUGGAAUGGAAUUUACGAUACACGGAGAUCUGAGAAAUAAAUUAAGAAGGGACAGGCUGAGCAUUAACAACACGAAAGCUAUCGAGAACUCGAUAAACCACCGGGAUUACCGACUCGAUCAUGAUUAUAUUACUCACCACGAUGAGGAUACGAUCAGCAACAAAUCAUACGGCAGCCAUGAAAAUCGCUUCAACAGUGAGAGAAGUCACAAAGGAAGUGUGGAUUCUCUGGACGGAGAGGAGAAGAAGGACGCCAGCAAGGAAGAUCUCGAGGGUGAUGACCUAGAAGACGAUGGUGAGAACGGCGAAGACGAAGAGCUGGAGGAGGAGGGUGACAUCGUCAUCCAGGCUGACGAAGACAUAAUCGAGGGCGAUGGAGACUACCCCCACGAUUGCUGUCCCGAUCACUGCUACAAGAGGUUUCCAUUCCUCGCUGGCGAUGACGACGCACCCUUCUGGCAGGGCUGGGCCAAUCUUCGUCUCAAAACAUUUCAGCUCAUUGAGAACAAGUACUUCGAAACAGCUGUUAUCACAAUGAUUUUGCUUAGCAGUAUGGCAUUGGCUCUCGAGGAUGUUCAUCUGCAAGCAAGACCAAUUCUUCAAGACAUUCUGUACUACAUGGACCGUAUCUUCACUGUCAUAUUCUUCCUGGAGAUGUUGAUCAAGUGGUUGGCGCUUGGAUUCGCCAAGUACUUCACAAACGCCUGGUGUUGGCUUGAUUUCAUCAUCGUAAUGGUGUCGCUCAUUAACUUCGUAGCGUCGCUAUGUGGCGCGGGCGGAAUUCAAGCCUUCAAAACAAUGAGGACCCUAAGGGCCCUAAGGCCACUCAGGGCGAUGUCUAGAAUGCAGGGGAUGCGGGUGGUGGUGAACGCCCUGGUCCAGGCUAUCCCGUCCAUCUUCAACGUACUCCUUGUCUGCCUGAUAUUCUGGCUGAUUUUUGCCAUCAUGGGAGUACAGCUGUUUGCUGGAAAGUAUUACAAGUGUGUCGACAUGAAUAAAACAACUCUCAGUCAUGAAAUCAUUCCCGAUCGUAACGCAUGUAUCGCCGAGAACUACACCUGGGAAAAUUCACCAAUGAAUUUCGAUCAUGUUGGGAAAGCUUACUUGUGUCUAUUUCAAGUCGCUACCUUCAAAGGGUGGAUUCAAAUAAUGAAUGAUGCUAUUGACUCCCGAGACCUUGGAAAACAACCGAUCCGCGAGACAAACAUUUACAUGUAUCUCUACUUUGUAUUCUUCAUUAUAUUCGGAUCAUUUUUUACCCUGAAUCUGUUUAUCGGAGUCAUCAUUGAUAACUUCAAUGAGCAAAAGAAAAAAGCCGGUGGUUCCCUAGAAAUGUUCAUGACUGAGGAUCAGAAGAAGUACUACAAUGCUAUGAAAAAAAUGGGAAGUAAAAAACCUCUCAAGGCUAUACCACGGCCAAGGUGGCGACCUCAAGCGAUAGUGUUUGAAAUAGUGACGGACAAAAAGUUCGAUAUGAUAAUCAUGUUGUUCAUUGGUCUCAACAUGCUGACCAUGACACUAGAUCACUAUCAACAGACAGAUACAUUCAGCAAUGUGCUUGAUUACUUGAACAUGAUAUUCAUUGUGAUAUUCACCAGCGAGUGUUUGAUGAAGAUAUUUGCUCUACGCUAUCACUACUUCAAGGAGCCCUGGAAUCUCUUUGAUUUUGUUGUUGUUAUAUUAUCAAUAUUAGGAUUGGUGCUGAGUGACAUUAUUGAAAAGUACUUUGUAUCACCGACACUCCUCCGAGUGGUGAGAGUGGCCAAAGUGGGUCGUGUACUACGUCUUGUCAAGGGUGCUAAGGGCAUAAGGACACUACUGUUUGCCCUUGCCAUGUCUCUGCCAGCUCUAUUCAACAUUUGCCUCCUGCUUUUCCUUGUUAUGUUUAUCUUUGCCAUAUUUGGAAUGUCAUUCUUCAUGCACGUUAAGGAUAAAAGUGGUCUUGAUGACGUGUAUAAUUUCAAAACUUUUGGACAGUCGAUGAUACUGCUGUUUCAAAUGUCGACAUCGGCCGGUUGGGAUGGCGUGCUAGACGGUAUAAUAAACGAAGAGGAUUGCCUACAGCCGAAUAAUGAAAUUGGCUAUCCUGGCAAUUGUGGCUCCUCAACAAUUGGAAUUGCAUACCUGCUAUCGUAUCUCGUCAUCAGCUUCCUAAUCGUCAUCAACAUGUAUAUCGCAGUGAUAUUAGAGAAUUACUCACAAGCGACCGAAGAUGUUCAGGAGGGAUUGACCGAUGAUGACUACGAUAUGUACUAUGAAAUAUGGCAGCAAUUCGAUCCAGAUGGUACACAGUACAUUAGAUACGACCAGCUCUCCGAUUUCUUGGAUGUACUUGAGCCACCCUUGCAAAUACACAAACCGAACAAGUACAAGAUCGUGUCGAUGGAUAUCCCCAUAUGUAAGGGAGAUCUUAUGUUUUGCGUGGAUAUCCUCGAUGCCCUCACCAAAGACUUUUUCGCUAGAAAGGGUAAUCCUAUUGAGGAAACUGGAGAGUUGGCCGAAGUACAGACACGACCUGGUGAAGUUGGUUAUGAGCCAGUAUCAUCGACACUAUGGAGACAGAGGGAGGAAUAUUGUGCAAGAUUAAUUCAAAAUGCCUGGCGUAAGCACAAGCAAAAUCGUCUUGGUGGACCAAGUGAGGAGAGCGAUGAUCCUGAUACUGAUCCAAGGGUCAGGCAAACAGCUGUACUCGUUGAGAGUGAUGGUUUUGUUACUAAAAAUGGACAUCGUGUUGUUAUACACAGCCGUUCACCAAGUGUAACAUCACGCACUGCGGACGUCUGAUCUCAGCUCGAAACUCCAACGACGAAUCAUUUGAAAAAGUAAUUAUCAUCGGACGAUAAGGUACUCAAAAUAACAAAAUAAUAAUAUACUUCAAAAUGCAGCCGUUUAUUAAAGAGAAUAAUAAUUAAUUAUAAUUAAUGAUAAAUGAGAUAAUCCUCACCAACCCCCCCCAGCCCUGCCCCUUUGCCCCCCCGACCCCUUGCCAGCCCCGGAUUUAUCACUGCGCUCUUCUCUCAUUCGCCACCAUGACUUUGCUAAACAAUCCUUUGAAAGAAAUGAAUAUAUCGUGUGCUAUUUAACUAAUCAACAGCCUUAUAGUUUUGUAAAACGAUAUUUGAGACAAAAUGACAGACGAAAAUGAAGAUUAAGAGAAAAACAUCGUUAAUCAUUAAUUCCUCCAACGAGUUGCCUUUUUCAAAUCGGACUGCACCAUUUUAAUAUUAAUGAAAACUUAAUUAAAACAACAUUUAAUGAUAAUGAUGAAACGUCGUUGGGAUAGUUUCGAUCGAAAAAAAAAAAUAAUAAUGAUGAAUAAUACUGAAGACUCUAUUGAGAUUCGUCCAUUUAAAUUAUUUCAUUGAAUAAUAAAUCAAUUAAAUUAAUGAAAUAUCGAGCACGCCUCGACGCCGGCCCGCGGAUUGUCCACUUGAUAUUAAUAAUUUAAUGACUCUCAAUGAUUCCCAGAACCCCCUUUUUCCCCACUCCCUCGCUUGCUUAAAACGCUCUUAACAAUUUCCUCCCCCAUUCCCAUUUUUAUCUAAUUAACAACAUUAAAAAACCGGAGAAUAAGUGAUUUUUCUCGGUGAAAUGAAAAUGAAUAGAAAAUAUUCAUGAGAAAAAUUAAAAAAUGUUCAACCGCGUUAUGUCGCUGAAAUUCACCAGACAUUUGGCUAUUGAAUUUGCUUCCCCAAAAAUCCCCAAAUUAUUAAUUCAAUGGCCAAUGAAUGUGCGAAUUGUACGGAUAAAUAUGUUUUAAUAUAAAUGUGCAACGUGCGCGAUUAACAUAACAGUGUCCAAAUGAGAUUAAAAAAAAAAUAUUAUCAUCAAUCAUCGGUUAUUUUUUACAUCAGUGAAGAUAUAUUGAAGAGUUUCGAUGAAAUGUGUUUGAUCAACACGAUUGGUUACAACGAGCACAGACACAUUUACACAAGAGGAGGAUUAAUGAUAAUGAACACGUACCCACUGCAUCAUCAAUUAUUACGAGGGCCGGAUUAACUUAUGAUAAAUUAGUAAUGGCUGUUUUCGAUUUAUUUCAAUCGGUUGACCAUUGUCAUUGUAAUUACGAGGUAGACGAAGCCGCUUUGUCUAAUAUUUUUUACAUUUAUUGUUAUUAUUAUUAUUAUUAUUCUAUUGAUUGUUUUGAUUAUCAAUAAAGCGAAGGGUAAUUCACGUAUUGAUAUAUUGUAUAUAUUUUGCAAUGUUCAGGCUCGCACAAAAUAAAACUAAUUGCCCACGAUUUAUUAUAUAGUGUAAAAAUGGUUUUUUGGAACAAUUUUUAUUGGAAUGAGGUAUUCUGGUGUCUGGGGAUAUAUUUUUGGAAUUUUGAUUGAAGAAAAAAAAUGUUAUUUUAAAAAAAUUCUGAUUUUUUGUCCACAAAUAUGUUGUAAGUGAGUGAAUAAUUUCAAAAAAUGUUGAAAAAUAAGAGGUGAUGCAGGACGCCGCCAUUUUGAAUAGCCACAUUCGCUGGAAUAAUUUCCAAAAUGGCCGAAUCCUCACUUCAUAUUUGUAAGCAUCUCUUAAAAUUAUUUAUUAUUUAUUUAUCUAUUGUUUAUGUUCAAAUCUCGCCAUUGGAUUCGUAUGAAGAGAACAAUUAUUUGUUGACAAAUUUUUUCAGAAUUAAGGUUUCAAGAACCAUUUUUUUUCAAGAGAAAUAUAACCCAGAUACCGAUAUUCAGAAGUGAGGUUAUGGUUCUGGAAAAUAUCUCGAAAUUUCGAGAAAUUUUUUUAGGAAAAGAAAUUGAAGGCUUCGCUGAAUCAUAGUUUAUCGAAGUUGAAUGAUAAAUUUAUCUUCUGUUGAGCAUCGGUUGCACUCGAUAUAAAUAUAUAAAUAAAUAUAAAUAUUAUGUGGAUAUACAUAUAAUUGUACCGUAGCUUUUUUUAUCCGAGUGAAUGAGCGGUUGCAUCAAGGAGCGUAACGAUUUAUAGAAUCAAAUUAUUUCGAUAGGGUGACGAAAAUUAUUGGAAAUUAACAAUUCUCUGGGACUUUUCCCCGAGGCCCAGAGGUUUGGGAAUUUCGUGAUUUUUAUUUUAUGUUUAUUCGAUGGUGAGUGCACCAUCUGAAGGGAAAAUUUGGACGACGUACUGUGUACGUAUUUCAUUUACGCUCACGCUAAUUAUGAUGCAUCAAUCAGCCCCAUCACCACGAAUUAUUAUACUAUCAAUUAUAGCUUUUCAAUGGAAGAUUAAUCGACAUCAGUAGCGAAGCGCUAGAACAUUUCAAAUAAAUUUCAACUCUCAUCUGUAUUUCCAUAAAUAUCUACGAAUAUAAAGCAAAUGGCAAAAUGCUCGUCAAUACCUUUUUUGUAGUCCUUGAUUUGCUCUUCAAAAAAGGUCCUGAUGAUGAUUUUGAUAUCUCCCUUAGAUUCAGAGGGCUGGCCAAUCGCGUUAUGUAACGAAAAACCAAUCGAAAAAAUUGUUUAGCGCAUCGUCACUGAUAUCUGAACGUGCGCGUAAAUGAAUUAGGUAGUUUGCGUCUUAAAUGUUCGGGCAAGUAGCAUAAUGCGAUGCGCUUUAUCCACAAGAAAGAAUGAACAGCGUUAAACAAUAACAAGGCAAAAUGUUCAUUACUCUAAGCUAUAGAAGCUCAAACGAUUAUGAUUAACUAAAAUGAUGAUUCUGAAUGACGAUGGAACAGAUAAUUUGAAUGAAAUCAUGUUUAAUGUCAAGUCUGCUUAUCAAAAUAUUCUACAUAUUGACGAUAUUAACAGGAACGAGUAAUUAACAAUGAAAAAAUAACGUCAUCAUUAUUUUUAUGAUAAUAUUCGGUGGAGAAGUGAAAAAAACUGAAUAAUUGUCUAAUUAACUUGGAAACUGAUGAAUUUAUGAAGUACUGUCAUAAAACAUCUUUUGUCGAGACCUCUAUUCUCUACAAAAAAAAUUUAUUGGCAUUUCCUCUUAAAUUAACUCGUUACUGAGAUAAUCCUCGGAAUUUUCCACUUAACAACCGAAAAAUCAAUUUUAAAAAUUCCUUCAUUUCUUACUAAAUGACAGAAAUCAUUAAAACUGCGCGGAGAUCAUUGCCUUGAUUGCAACAGCCCUCGGACACUAAUUGGGUACCAAAAAUUUGAUAAACGCGACCGAUUAAUUAUCGAAAAAAUCGUGUAAUAUGUGCAAAUAAUUCCUGAGUCAUCAAAUGAGUUUCCAAGGAAGUGAGGGUUAAUCAUCUCUUCCCCAGGAGCAGCUCUCAUUUCUCCAAAAAACUCAAUUCAUCAACUCAAUAAUAAUUAAAACCCCACAAAAUUAAUAAUAAUAAUAACAAUGAAGAAAGGGAAUUUCUGAAUUUUGAAAUUCAUUAAUCGAUUAAUAGAAUGCGUGUAUGACGGCACGAGAAGAAUAGUGAAAUCACAAUAAUCGUAAUUAAAAAUUAACAACAACUUCCCCAUUAAUAUUGCGAUUAUUGUGUUUCUGUAUUUUCUCGGAAGGAGAUAGAGAGGAAUAAUAAUUACAGAGAAGAUGAUUUAUCCAUAUAUUACGUUGACAACAUUACAAAGGUUUAUUUGAACCGGUAGUAGCGAAAAUGGGGAGAGUAUGUGUAAUUGAUGAAUUGCAGAUAUAUAAAUUGUGUUGAUGACUCGUUUGUGUUUUGAAUAAUAUAAGAGUGAAGUGAUGAAACGUAAUGGAGGUGAGCGGAACUUUAACAGAUCAUUAAUUAGGCAAUAACCUUAUUAAUUAUUCGCGGGUCAAAUGUGUUGAGUAAUUAGUAAUUUCAUAACUACAAUGAGAGAAUUAUAUUGUGAAAAAAAUUAAAUCAUCAGGUCCUCUUGAUUGAUUUAUUAAAUAUUAGUAAUGAGACAUUUUAAUGAGAAUGUCGAGGUUUUUUUAGAGAAUUUUUUGCCUACGAAAUAUUGUUUGAUAUUAUCUCUGGAAUCACUCGUUAUUAAAAUAAUUAAAAAUGAAAAAUAUCUUGAAAAUCUCUGACGUUUCACCACUUCCCUGAAUAUGCAUAAAUAAAUCCUAAAAUAAUAAAUACACAAAUCAACGUACUUUCUCCGUGAACGAUACUGCCGUUAUUCAUAAGUUAUUAUUAUCACGAGUGUUUAAAAAAAUUAUAAAAAACAAAUUUUAAUGAUAGAGCAGUUUUUGAGGACGAGAGAUUGUAGAUAAUCACGAGUGAUGAGUGAAUUUAAAAAUUGGGCUGUUAUGGUGUUCCAGGGAAUACCUCGGAAUGUUAAGUCGGAGAUGGGUGAGAGAGAGAGAGAGAGAGAGGAAGAGUUAGUAAUAAAGUUUGAAUUUUCAAAUCUUCAAUUGCAAUCGUAUGAUAAUAACGACGAAGUGAUCAGGCUAGUGUUUGAGCCUCUGGGCUUGUCACUGACGAGCAACUGCCAUGAGUCGAGCUACGUAGAUGACCAGAAUCAUAGUAGAUGAGAAAAAACAUUGCAUUUUUGAGUUUGAGGAAAUUUCAAUCUGCGGUCGAGGGGUGAAGUCAUUUUUAUUUUUAGUCUUUUCUCAGUAGAUAAUCAACUUAUGACAAAAUUUGAGUCCAACAUUUUUGUGGCGAAUUCAAUUUCUCAGAGAAAAUAUUCUACACUAUUUUUUAAUCCAAUCCACUAUUCAAAGAUAUAUGUUCCUCUAAUUAGUCGUGUCCAACAUGGAAAAAAAAAAUCUGGAAAUCGUGAGAACUUUUCCCAUCAAUUUCAAUUCUUCUUCACGUAAAUAGUUUUAAAUUUUUUACCAGAUCCUUUCAAUUUAAAGCUGAUUCACCACUCGAUCUCCAAACACCGUACGAAUGAUGCAAUAAAGCUGUAUAAAAUUUUUAAAGUCGAUUGAAAUUCUGUCGCUUGAAUGAAAAUUCAUAAAAAAAAACAAAUAAAUUUCGCAUAAAUUAUGAGUUAUUUGCACAAUAUUAUGAAUAAUUAAUACGUUUACUACGAUUACGAGGAAGUAAAUUAUAAGAGCAAAUAAUGCAAAGAUAAAUUUAACCAAAAAAAAUCGAGGACAAACUGUUGUUAAAUAAUUAAUGCAAGAAGAAAGAUUGAAUUGAAAAAAAAAAUAAUUUGAGAUGAACAAUAAGAAACCACUGAUAUUCGAUCCAAACGAGCAUAAAUUACUGAGAAAUUAAUAAACCAAAGGAUAAUGGAGAAUAAAUCAUGACGAUUCGUUUGUUAUUAAUUAGUUUAACAAUCCGUAUAAUUAGUUACUGUAAUUAUGUAAUUCCUACGAUAAUAUAGUUAAAAUUAACAAGUUGUUACCGCUUUGUUAUACACGAUAUAAUUAAUAUAUAAUAAGAAUUAUAUAAAGUAAGCCGAUGCA
This is a messenger RNA of Diachasmimorpha longicaudata, 13478 nucleotides long. It is a transcript of the gene para, whose product is annotated as paralytic. The coding region runs from base 1728 to 8009 and encodes 2093 amino acids. The record is from RefSeq and is a predicted model, not a curated record. The transcript is spliced from 33 exons. Gene Ontology annotation, biological process: neuronal action potential; membrane depolarization during action potential; sodium ion transmembrane transport. Gene Ontology annotation, cellular component: plasma membrane; voltage-gated sodium channel complex. NCBI's taxonomy places the organism in Eukaryota, Metazoa, Arthropoda, Insecta, Hymenoptera, Braconidae. Gene Ontology annotation, molecular function: calcium ion binding; voltage-gated sodium channel activity.